AUGGUUGUUAUGUGGUGGAAGUUGGAACACCAGGGAAAGGAGAUCAAUGAUUGUAGAGCUGAAGUCACUGCAUUAUAUCGUUCUGAAAGGAAUAUUGGAGCUGCUGAUGCUGAUCAAAUCCAAUCUCUGUCCUUGGAAAGAUACAAGGAAGAAAUUAUAUCAUUGCAGAUGGAAAUAGAAAGUUUAAAAUCCAAAACCACAAAAGCUCAUGAUUUUUCAGAGACCACCAAUUUUGAAAAAGAGUCUGUGCAAAUGGAAGAAAAGGUCAUUGUCGUCCAUGAAGAUAAAAGUGUAAUCCCACCAGUUGAUGUAGAAUCGAGAGUUGUGGAAAAGGAAGAAGAUCAGUCUCUGGCUGCUCAAAGUUUUCAUGAUAACACAGUUGAACCAAAGGAAGUUUCACAUGAGGUCUCUGUCGGUGUUUUAACUGAUGAUAGUAGUGUCUUGGAGAAUGGUGAUAGCGUCUCCAAACAAAAUGAUGAACCAUCAUUAACCAGCAGCCUACACCUAACGUCAGAGAAUCUUAGUCCUGAAAAUGUUUCCGAAAAAAGGGGCCUAGAGAUCAUUCAGAUCCUUGCUGAUGCUUUGCCGAAGAUUGUUCCUUAUGUUUUGAUCAACCAUCGGGAGGAGCUUCUUCCCCUAAUCAUGUAUGCGAUUGAACGCCAUCCAGAUAGCAGCACUCGGGAUUCCUUAACCCACACAUUGUUUAACCUAAUCAAACGCCCAGAUGAGCAGCAGAGAAGAAUUAUAAUGGAUGCAUGUGUUAACCCUGCUAAAAACGCAGGUGAGAUGAAAACAGAAACAGAAUUGCUUCCCCAGUGUUGGGAACAAAUAAAUCAUAUGUACAAGGAACGCAGGCUGCUAGUUGCUCAAUCAUGUGGAGAGCUUGCAGAGUUUGUCUGGCCUGAGAUUCGUGAUUCUCUCAUAUUGUCCAUUAUUCAACAACUUAUAGAAGAUUCUGCAACUGUUGUCCGGGAGGCAGCUGCACAUAAUCUUGCAUUGCCGCUUCCACUCUUCCAGACCAUGGACAAAUAUUUCAAGGUCAGCCUCACUAAUAUGCUUCAGAGUGGACAUGUUCAAUUGCCUGCAUUUGAGUGGCUACAUGUCGACUGCUUUCCUGCUUUAAUACAGCUCGCAUGCUUGUUACCUCAAAAAGAGGACAAUUUGCACAACCAAAUCACCAAGUUUCUAUUGGCUGUAUCAGAACUCAGCGAUUCUUAUUUAACACUCAUAAUGCUGCCUGUAUUCUUGUUAGCUGUUGGGGAAGAUGGAAUAACAUUUUUCCCAUCUGCAAUCCAUUCCGGAAUCAAAGGUUUGAGGCCAAGAACGACUGUGGCUAAGAGAUUGGCUACUAUGUGUGUCCUACCUCUUCUCUUGGCUGGUGUUUUGAGUGGUCCAAGUAAGCAUGAACAAUUGGUGGAGUAUCUGAGAAAAUUAUUAGUUCAAGGUGUUGCAAAUCAAUCUACGAAGUGCAAUGCUGAGAUUGUUGAUGCUGUUCGCUUCCUUUGCACAUUUGAUCACCACAGCGUGAUAUUUAAUUUACUCUUGGAAAUGGUUGUCAGCUCCAGCAUAGGUACGAAAAUAAAUGCCGCCAAUCUGUUGAAAGUCAUUGCUCCAUAUAUCGAUGCGAAAGUUGCAUCUACACAUAUAUUACCUGCCCUAGUUACUCUGGGCUCUGACCAAAACCUGAGAGUGAAGUAUGCAAGCAUAGAUGCCUUUGGAGCAGUGGCCCAACAUUUUAGAAAUGACAUGAUUGUUAAUAAGAUACGUGUUCAAAUGGAUGCUUUUCUUGAAGUUGGAUCUCAGGAAGCUGCCAUUGCUGUGGUUCGUGCAGUGGUGGUUGCUGUACCACAUACAACGGAGAGACUUAAAGGUUAUCUUUUGUCCAAGAUUUUUCAACCGACAGCCACUCCACCUUCAAGUGACUUGAUGCGCCGGCGUGAGAGAGCCAACGCAUUUUGUGAAUCAAUCCGUGCUCUGGAUGCAACAGAUAUUUCAGCAACUAGUGUUCGGGUCUUUCUUAUGCCUGCGAUACAGAACUUAUUUAGAGACCCUGAUGCGCUUGACCCUGCACACAAAGAAGCCUUUGAAAUUAUAAUGAAGGAGAGAUCUGGUGGAACUUUUGAUACUAUCAGUAAGGUGAUGGGGGCUGGGCUUGGAUCCUUCGCGAGUAGUUUCUUUGGUGAGGGUGGUCUACUGGGAAAGAAAGAAAGUCCCGAGCCACCACCAGAGCCAGUUGAGUCCCCGAAGGCUGCACCGUCACCACCUGCAGAAGACACUAGACUAAGGCGAAUCAUGCGGGGAAAUUUCACUGACAUGCUCAGGGGCAAAGCAAAGGGACCAGAGGAAACUCAGAACCAAUAAAAUUUGAUUCGUCUCUGCAAGGGGUGGCAAGAGUUUUACUUAGCGUCUCGCUUUCUCAGGUGAAGAUCAUCCAGUUAAUGCAAACUAGUUAUUCAUUUUUUGGUGUACUCGUAGAAAAAAAAGGGUUUCCAGAAAGAAAGAGCAAUAUUGUGCUGCAUUUUUGUGAUUCUGGU
This is a messenger RNA of Pyrus x bretschneideri (Chinese white pear), 2534 nucleotides long. RefSeq names its product RAB11-binding protein RELCH homolog. NCBI's taxonomy places the organism in Eukaryota, Viridiplantae, Streptophyta, Magnoliopsida, Rosales, Rosaceae. Gene Ontology annotation, cellular component: trans-Golgi network; recycling endosome. The record is from RefSeq and is a predicted model, not a curated record. Gene Ontology annotation, biological process: intracellular cholesterol transport.